AAAACAAUGGCAGGAGUUUGGGCGGGAUCCUUCGUGUAUUUCUUGUUCGUCUGUGCGGCUAGUUCUCAGCAACUUUAUUCUGACGAAAGAAAUUAUUGCGUCCGAAAGGAUCUAACGAUUAAAACACUGAACGAAAAGAUUGAGUUCUUAAAACAGGAGAACGCAAAACAAAUUGAUUCCUUAAAACAAGAAAUUGCGAGGAUUAAGAAAAAUGAAACCAGUAUACUGCAAAUCAUCAAGUCAGAGUUAAACCUAUAUGAAGAUUGCAAGGACCUCUAUUUAAAUGGUAAUACAGAAUCUGGUGUUUAUGAUAUAUAUCCAUCUGGUAUUGAAAGCAAGGUCAGCAUCUUCUGUGAUAUGGUGACAGAAGGUGGAGGGUGGACGGCUAUCCAGAAACGUGUGAGUGGUGUGGUGUCAUUCGACAAAACCUGGACGGACUACAAGACGGGAUUCGGGAAUCCUAACGGAUCCUACUGGAUAGGAAAUGACGUCAUACAUCAACUUACUAAAAGAAGGAACUCCUCCCUCUACGUAUCUAUCACACUGAUCAGUGGGAAAAAGCUCUUUGAAUUAUACAACACGUUCUCUGUUGCUGACGAAACCAACAACUACCGACUUUUUCUUGGAGGACCAGCGACCGGGACACUGGGUAGGUAAACGGAAAAAGAAUGUACGAAU
This is a messenger RNA of Saccostrea cuccullata (small rock oyster), 678 nucleotides long. RefSeq names its product angiopoietin-4-like. The record is from RefSeq and is a predicted model, not a curated record. The coding region runs from base 7 to 657 and encodes 216 amino acids. NCBI's taxonomy places the organism in Eukaryota, Metazoa, Mollusca, Bivalvia, Ostreida, Ostreidae. The transcript has 4 exons.